UAACCUGUGCCAGCGAGCACGCUGCUGGGGAACGAACAUGGCGGGUCCGUGGUGGAGGCAGUGCCGGAGGUGGAGUACAAAGUGUACGAGCACGGGUUUAUUUGAAAGCUUGUGGUGUUUGAAGGCCAGACCCGUGUCCGUCUCCGCGUCCUCUCUGCUGCGGUUAUCCUGGAGCUCCGGGCCGAGGAACGAGGGGCAGCCGUCACCUUUACCAACGCAGAUAAACCUGAAAACUCUAAGCUUUACCUCAUCUUUCACCAGACACAAGUCACAGUUUCUGGAUCCCACAUUACUGUCUUGCAGUUGCAGAAAGAUGCACAGUGAUGCGAAGCCAAAGGACCCCUUCGCAUUAGCCCAGAAAGAUUUAAAAAGUUUAUACGAUGACAUCAGAAAGGAACUAUUUGUAUCCAAAGAUGAGCUGAAGUAUCUUUGUGACUACUACUUUGAUGGCAAAGGCAAGGCCAUCCGACCAAUGAUAGUUGUCCUGAUGGCCCGGGCACUCAACAUCCACAGCAACAGAUCUGGAGAUUUGCUCCCAGGGCAGAGGGCCAUAGCUAUGAUCUCAGAAAUGAUCCACACUGCCAGCCUUGUGCACGACGAUGUCAUAGAUGGAUCAGACAAGCGAAGGGGAAAGAGAACAAUCAAUGAAAUGUGGGGUGAAAGAAAGGCUAUCUUGGCUGGAGACUUCAUCCUCUCAGCUGCCUCCAUGGCCUUGGCUCGUAUCGGUAACAACACAGUGGUAAAGGUGUUGUCUCAGGUGAUAGAGGACCUGGUGCGAGGUGAGUUCAUGCAACUGGGUUCCAAAGAGAACGAGAACGAGAGAUUCAAACACUACCUCGAGAAAACCUUUAAGAAGACAGCGAGUCUCAUUGCAAACAGUUGUAAAGCAGUAUGUACGUUCUGUCUCCCACAAAUAUCACUGAGUUGGAGAAAAAGCAUCGGUUUCCACACUUACUGCUUUUUGUUGACUGUUGCAUCUCUUUCAUCCAAGGUAUCCAUCCUGGUAAACUCUGAUCCUGAUGUUCAUGAAAUAGCCUACCAGUAUGGGAAGAAUGUUGGCAUCGCAUUUCAGCUGGUGGAUGAUGUCUUAGACUUCACAUCAGGAGCCAAUCAGCUGGGGAAGCCUUCGGCUGCAGAUCUCAAACUGGGCUUGGCCACGGGCCCGGUCCUGUUUGCUUGUCAACAGUUUCCUGAGCUCCAUGCAAUGAUCAUGAGACGCUUUAGCUCCAAAGGAGACGUAGAUCGAGCCUGGCAGUACGUCCUUCAGAGUGAUGGCGUGCAACAGACCAACUACCUGGCCCGGCGCUACUGCCAAGAAGCAAUCAGGCAGAUCAGCAUGCUCAGGCCGUCGGCAGAGAGAGACGCCCUCAUCAGGCUCACUGAGAUGGUCCUUACCAGAGACAAGUGAACCUUCACUGCCCGGCUUCACUUCAGGCAGCUAUCUGUACAAAUCAACUCUGCCCCUCUCUCCCUCCCUGCGUCUGCAAGGGCCAGGGUAGGACAAAAACGGUGAGAAGCGGAGGAGUUUGGUUUGGAAGGACCCCUGCUGCUGGUUUUGGUGCCGACUCUGAAUUAAUAUGGCAGCAAGCUAAUUCAUCACAACACUUAAUCAAAACAGAAUGCAGGGGUCUCUCUGAAACGAUAUCUUUUCAUGGCGCUCUCAACCUCUUCCAGAAAUAUACAUGUGGGUGAGCUGCUUCAUAAUGAUAUACACAUGGUUUUUGUGGGGAAGAAAUACAUUGGAUGUCACUAAACUGCAUACAGUACUGUAACAACCUCCCAUGCCUCAAACUAGUCGACUGUGACUGACAGUUUGUUACAUGCCAAUCUGUGUGACUCCGAACGCAAUGGAGGUGAAACAUUGUCUUGGAUUUGUGUCAUUGUCCUUGGUGAUCCGUCCACACCUCAGAGGCCAAACAAUCAUGUGUCUUGUGAAAUGUUGCAAGGUUCCUGCAAAGUGCACUGUAACAACAAAGGCCUUAACAUCUACAAUGACUCUGUGCUCAAUAAACCUAUUGAUUAUAA
Molecule: messenger RNA, 2025 nt
Organism: Micropterus salmoides (largemouth bass)
Lineage: Eukaryota; Metazoa; Chordata; Actinopteri; Centrarchiformes; Centrarchidae
Gene: pdss1
Product: prenyl (decaprenyl) diphosphate synthase, subunit 1
Exons: 10
Coding region: 38-1408 (456 amino acids)
Biological process (GO): ubiquinone biosynthetic process; isoprenoid biosynthetic process
Cellular component (GO): mitochondrion; transferase complex
Molecular function (GO): prenyltransferase activity
Source: RefSeq, a predicted model, not a curated record